Messenger RNA from Brassicogethes aeneus, 1986 nucleotides. Lineage: Eukaryota; Metazoa; Arthropoda; Insecta; Coleoptera; Nitidulidae. The record is from the annotation of a GenBank genome assembly.
AUGGCUUCAGGAAUGGAUAAAACGCAGUUAGCUGCGGUUCUUCAGCUAUUAAAAAAGUACAAUCUCAAGGAAACUGAAGAGCUCCUUAAAAAAGAGGCAAACAUCGAAGACGGAGCACCAUUGCAAUCAGAUUCUGAAGUUAGCAGUGUAUUAACAGGUUACAAGAGUGACGGUGACCCUGCUUCCUAUGAAGCAUCUUACAUUGAACUUAAACGGUUUGUGGAGAGUUCCUUGGACAUAUACAAACAUGAACUGGGUACUAUUUUGUACCCCGUACUUGUACACAUGUACCUAGAACUCGUUUACAAUGGCCACACUGAGAAAGCCAUAGAUUUGAUGAAAAAAUUUGGUCCUGAGCAGGACACAUACUACCAAGACGAUUUAAAAAAGUUAUCCAUGGUAACAAGAAGGGAUCACAUGAACGUUAACGAGUUAGCUGACACAUUUAAGUCAAAUCAAUUUAUUAUUAGAAUGUCGAGGGAUACACUGUCAUUACUUAAAAGACAUUUGAACGAUAAAAAGGCAUCUGUGCUGUUGAAUAUUGUUCAGGAGCAUUUAUAUUUUGAUAUGUAUGAGGGGGUUGCAAGGAAUAAGGGGCAAAUUGAUGCCACUUCUGGGGCUGUAGGGGGGGAAGCAAAAAGACAAGAUAAUAAAACUAAGGUUUACUAUGGAAUACCAAAGGCACAAGAUUUCCAGACUUUAUCGGCAGCUCCUGUAGAGGAUGAGGAGGAGCAGGGAGAUCAAGAUAACCCCGAUAAACCUAAGAAAAAAAAGGCAAAAAAAGAUCCUGCCUUUUCAAAAAAAACCAAGUCUGAUCCCAAUGCCCCACCAAAUGAUAGGAUACCAGUUCCAGAUUUGAGAGACAAUGACAAACAUGAAAAAGUAAAAGCAUUAAGGGAAGUUUCAAAAAGAGUGGCAUUAGGACCUGAAUCUUUGCCUUCUGUUUGCUGUUAUACUUUACUUAAUGCCAAUUAUUCGGUUACAUGUGCAGAAAUAACAGAGGAUUCCAGUAUGCUAGCUGUAGGAUUUAAUGAUUCAAUAGUCAAAGUUUUUACUUUGGUUCCUCAAAAAUUAAGGGCAAUGAAAAGUGUUGACCAACUGCAAGAUGUAAAUAUUGAGGCAGAGGAUGUCUUGGCGCGUAUGAUGGACGACAGGUCUGGCGAAUCUAGCCGCUCGCUUUACGGCCACGCCGGUCCUGUCUAUUCGGUGUCGUUCUCGCCCGACAAAACUCUCUUGCUGAGUUGUUCCGAGGAUACCACAAUCAGACUGUGGAGCAUCCAGAUAUGGACCUGCCUGGUGGUGUACAAGGGGCACAUGUUUCCCGUGUGGGACGUCAAGUUCUCUCCGCUCGGUUACUAUUUCGCCACCGCUUCAUACGACAGGACGGCCAGACUGUGGGCCACAGAUCACUAUUCGCCCCUCAGGCUGUUUGCCGGACAUUUCUCGGACGUUGACUGCAUUCAAUUCCACCCGAAUUCUAACUACAUAGCGACCGGUUCUAGCGACCGCAGGGUGUGUCUGUGGGACUGCACCACCGGCAACCAUGUGCGUCUCAUGACCGGCCACAAGUCGCCCGUGCAAGUUCUCGCCUUCAGCGUUUGCGGCCGAUUUUUGGCUUCGGCCGGCACCGACUGCAAGGUGCUCGUGUGGGAUUUGUCGCACGGCCAUCUGGUGGCGGAACUCACAGGCCACGAGAAAACAAUACACUGCCUGACGUUCAGCAGGUGCGGGAACCUGCUGGUGUCCGGCGGCUUGGAUUGUUUCCUGAAAGUGUGGGAUUUUACCAAGCUGACCGAGGAGGCCAGUUCCGAGGAGGUCAACGUCUCCCAUAAUCCAGAUGUGAAAUCGGGAGACGGGUAUUUGUUGAGGACGUUUGCCACUAAAAGUUCUCCAUUGAUUAGCUUGCAUUUUACAAGAAGGAAUUUAUUGAUUGCAGUUGCAAUGUUUGAUGGUGUCAGCACAUAAAAUUGUAUUUUUAUGUUUUAA